GUAGCUGCCAAUAUCGAGUGUCACCAAGUAACUUUUGUCUUAAGCACUGUCAGAUGGACGUAAAGGCAAUGAUCUGCUCUUUUUUGCUAUCUUGGUAAUCCACUUACUACUCUUAUCUAAUCAAACUAUUUCAUAACACGGAUUUCAACGCUCCAUGGCUAGCUGCCCAUGCAUUCCUCGUUCUAUGCGACAAUGGUGGAUUCGACGUCAGGCUAACAGGAUACCGAAAGGUAUGGCUCCACAUUCUGUCCUUGUCACGGGUGCUAACCGAGGAUUAGGCCUUGGCUUGGUCAAGCGGCUUUUGGAAAACAAAAAGAUCCACUACGUAAUUGCUACCGCUCGCGAGCCAGAUAAGGCCGAAGAACUCAAUCGGAUUCGCGACAAACGGUUAACAGUUUUGAAAUUAGAUCUGGACGACGAUGAUUCUAUUGAAAAUUUGUACGCUCAGGUGCAAAAGAUUGUUGGAAAUCACGGUCUUACGGUCCUCAUAAACAAUGCUGCGAUCUAUGUAAACUAUUGCACGAAUCAACAGCCCAAUCGCAAUGACCUUAUCAGAAUUUUCAACACUAAUGCAGUGGGUGCAACUGUACUCACACAGACACUCCUUCCAUUGCUACGCAAGGCAGCAAGUCAGGCAUUCUCGGAAGAGCUUUCCUUCGAUAGAGCUGCUGUGAUCAACAUCUCGUCCACAGUGGGUUCGCUAUCAAAAAAUCGUGUGGGUUCAGGACCUAACGAUGACCUGCUGGCUUACAGAAUGAGUAAGUCUGCUUUGAAUUCUAUUAUGAAGACCAUGUCUGUUGACCUAGAACCAGAUCAUAUUCUCGUCGUGAUGUUCUGCCCUGGUUGGGUACAAACCGGCAUGGGUGGGGCCAAAGGAGAGCUAACGGUCGACGAAUCGACGAAGGCCCUCAAUUCUUCAUUUUACAAGCUGACGAAGGAACACAAUGGUGGCUUUUAUCGGCGAGAUCUUGAACCUAUCCCGUAUUGAAACCUUUCCAUUAAGAUCGUGAAACUAUCAUGUUUUUGCAUUUCUUUUUUGGUCGUUGUCCAUACGUUACAUGUAUUUAUGAUUGUCUCAGAGCUUUCACAAGG
Molecule: messenger RNA, 1092 nt
Organism: Cylicocyclus nassatus
Lineage: Eukaryota; Metazoa; Nematoda; Chromadorea; Rhabditida; Strongylidae
Source: the annotation of a GenBank genome assembly